Molecule: messenger RNA, 1904 nt
Organism: Nymphaea colorata (pocket water lily)
Lineage: Eukaryota; Viridiplantae; Streptophyta; Magnoliopsida; Nymphaeales; Nymphaeaceae
Product: disease resistance protein RPS2-like
Exons: 2
Coding region: 1-1743 (580 amino acids)
Biological process (GO): defense response to other organism
Molecular function (GO): protein binding; ADP binding
Source: RefSeq, a predicted model, not a curated record
AUGGCUGGAACAGGCAAAACCUUGAAUGUCACGACGGCACUGGGAACUUUAAAUGAAUUGAAAAAUAAAAUAUUUGAUUUUAUCCUCUUCUUCACCGUCAAAGACGGCUUGAGAACUCUGAGAAAUGAUUUGAUGAGGGAACUAGGCGUUAUUAAGGUUGAUAGUGAAGAUGAUGACAUGAAAGCUGCUGCCUUGUUGUACAGGAGGCUGAGAGGGAAGAAGUUCCUUCUCAUCUUAGAUGACUUGUGGGAAACAAUCAGUUUAGAAGAACUGGGAGUUCCUGAACCCACUGAAGAAAAUGGCUGCAAGCUCUUGGUGAUCACUCGAAACCGCAAACUGUGUGACCUUAUGGGCACUCAGGUUGAUGUCAGGGUGUCUGGUUUUACUGAGGAAGAUGCAUGGAGCUACAUCUGUGAAGCAGCCGGCGACGUCGUGAAGCAGCCAUCGAUCGAGCCCAUAGCUAAACGAGUUGCAAAAGAAUGUGAUUGCUUGCCUCUUGCACUUAAAGCGACAAUGGAGGCUAUGGCGGGCAGAAGCGAUGAGGUUUCUUGGCUGAGAAUGUUGGGUGAUUGGAUGCACUUUAGGCCUUCAAGGCGAAUCUUCGAAAAGUUGUUCCUGCGUUUGAAGUUGAGUUAUGAUCACUUGGAAAGUGAACUCCUAAGAAAAUGUUUCUUAGCGUGUUCUUUAUAUGCAGAAAAACAGGAGGUCAAUGUGAUAGAACUGAUACACUGGUGGAUUUAUGAAGGCUACAUUGACCUUACAGAGGAAAUGACAUUGUUGGAGGCUUAUGAGAAGGGGGCUCAUCUGAUAGAAGAUCUAAGAGAUGCAAGUAUGAUCGAAGUUCGUGAUGGAGGCCUUAUUAAAUUCAAUGAUGUGAUGAAGGACCUAGCUCUAAUUAUCAAAUCUAAAGAGUUCAUAAAGAAGAUCGAUCAAAAGCUACUCGAAGCACCAGACAGAGAAGCAUGGGAAGAAGCAGAGAUGAUAUCACUGAAAGAAAACCAUAUAACAAGCCUUGAGCAGAACCCAAACUGUCCCAAUCUCACUUGCCUGCACCUCUGUAGCAACCAUCAGCUGAGAAAGAUCUCCCCAGAGUUUUUUGAGCAAAUGCCGGAACUUCGCUUUCUAGAUUUGUCAUGGACAGGAAUUGAUUCUCUGCCAAGAUCAAUCUCUCAUCUUGUGAAGCUUCGAUUGCUUGAUUUGGACUUCUGCAGGUCCUUGAGAAACAUAACAGGUGUAGGGGCUCUCAAGCAACUGAUCACUCUUGAUCUCUCAGCCACCCCAAUAGAAGAGCUGCCAGUGGAAAUCGGUGAACUGACUCAGCUGAGACACCUGCACAUGUUUGCCACUGUGCAUCUCAAGAGAGUUGCUAGUGGGAUCUUGCCCAGACUCUGUUUUCUGGAAAUCCUCAAGAUGGGAGGUAGUUCCUAUGCUUGGCAAAGCGAGGGCCUGGUCGGUGAAGCCAGCUUGCAGGAGCUGUUGGGCUUGAGACGCUUAGAUGAUUUAGCACUUGUAGUGAGAAGUGUUGCUGAUUUCGAAUUCUUUGACCAAAGUACAUCUCUACAGUCAUGGAAAGAUGACGUUACCAUAGAGUGCAGAAUCUUAGAGACGUCGACGACUAUGAAGUUUGAAGGCAAAUUCAACAAGUGGGAGAGCGAAUUUGAGGAAGAAGACAUGGUUGCCAAGAUCCUAGCCACUGCAUCAUCGAUGGUGGAUAAGUAUGAAGGGUUCUUUGACAAAGCUUAAUUUGGUCGAAUUGACUUGGUGUUUAAAAUGGGUAGUGGAUUCAGAGCUUUUUCAAGGGGCUGGGAGUGAAGCUCCGGAUUGCUACUGCUGAGUGGCUUUUGAGAUUGAAGAACUUCUUGUUUGUGGAUUGAUAUGUUGUUUGGCUUUCUUUUGUAUGAAAC